This is a messenger RNA of Pseudopipra pipra, 811 nucleotides long. It is a transcript of the gene BTC, whose product is annotated as betacellulin. Lineage: Eukaryota; Metazoa; Chordata; Aves; Passeriformes; Pipridae. The record is from RefSeq and is a predicted model, not a curated record. Gene Ontology annotation, molecular function: growth factor activity; epidermal growth factor receptor binding. Gene Ontology annotation, biological process: epidermal growth factor receptor signaling pathway; positive regulation of mitotic nuclear division; positive regulation of cell population proliferation. The transcript has 5 exons. Bases 61 to 603 code for a protein of 180 amino acids.
CCCGUCCCGCCCCGCCGCAGCCGCCGGGCACCGGGCACCGGGCAGGCGGCGGCGGCGCGUAUGGAGGCGGUGGCGGCGGCCCCGGCCCCGGGCGGCGGCCCCGGUACCCUGCUGCUCUGCCUGGCCCUCGCCUCCGGCUUGGCAUUCUUCAGCUGCGUGGGCGCCGACGCCAACGUCACCGCCGGGCAUGGCACGGAGGGGCUCACCUGCGACACGGCCAAGGGGUGCACAGGGAACGGGACGCAGCUGCGGCGGCAGGGCCACUUCUCCCGGUGCCCGGAGGAGUACAAGCACUACUGUGUCAAGGGGAGGUGCCGCUUCCUCGUGGCCGAACAGGCGCCGGCCUGUGUGUGCGAGCGAGGCUACACCGGGGCUCGCUGCGAGAGGGUGGAUCUGUUCUACCUGCGAGGGGACCAGGGCCAGAUCGUCAUCAUCUCCCUGAUCGCCGCCAUCGUCACCCUCAUCAUCCUCGUCGUCGGCAUCUGCCUCUGCAGUCACCACUGUCGGAGGCAGCGUAGGAAGAGAAAGGCAGAAGAGAUGGAGACUCUGAACAAGGACUCACCUUCCCGAAGCGAGGACGUGCGGGAGACGGGCAUCGCAUGAAGGUGCACAGGGCCGGGCGGCGACUGAGUCGGUGUGACCGGACCCCCCCCCCGCACCGGGGCCGGUGCCGAGACCCCACGGGCUCCGCUCUCUCCGCAGGAGCUCCCGGUACCUGCGGGCGGGUCCCGGGCGGCAGCACCGGCUGGCUCGAUGGGCGAAGGCUAAAACCGCACGGGCGGGCUUGAAUAAAAGGGGUGUCGGAAAGGUG